AUGCGGGAUCGGACCGGAACAACAGAUAAUCCGGCUCGCAUCUGCUGCCAAGAGGGCCGUUCGGAGCUUUUAGCUUUUAGCUUUAGCAAAAUGGAGCCUGCACUGGAUCUCAUCCCCCGCCCCCCUCCUCUUCUACUGCAAGUAAAUGGUACAGUUCUUCCGGAUACUGGAAUCACCACUUAUGCUCUUUGA
Aspergillus niger is the source of this 192-nucleotide messenger RNA. RefSeq lists its product as uncharacterized. The coding region runs from base 1 to 192 and encodes 63 amino acids. The record is from RefSeq and is a predicted model, not a curated record. Lineage: Eukaryota; Fungi; Ascomycota; Eurotiomycetes; Eurotiales; Aspergillaceae. The transcript is spliced from 2 exons.